Oenanthe melanoleuca is the source of this 1365-nucleotide messenger RNA. RefSeq names its product sirtuin 7 (gene SIRT7). The coding region runs from base 142 to 1365 and encodes 407 amino acids. The transcript is spliced from 10 exons. Gene Ontology annotation, molecular function: NAD+ binding. The record is from RefSeq and is a predicted model, not a curated record. Lineage: Eukaryota; Metazoa; Chordata; Aves; Passeriformes; Muscicapidae.
AACAGCCGCCGCCUGCGCGUCCUUGGGGGGCCGCCCGCCGCCAGGGGGCGCUGCCGCGCGGGGGGCGGUGCCGGAAGCGGCGCGCGCGCGCUCCGACCGGAAGGCGGAAGCGGCGGCGCGGAGCCCGGCGGUUCCGGGGCGAUGGCGGCGGGCGGCAGCCUGAGUCGCUCCGAGCGGAAAGCGGCGGCGCGCGCCGAGAUCCUGCAGCAGGAGGAGCAGCGGGACCGCCGCAGACAGGUGUCCCGCAUCUGGAGGAAGCCGCCGGCGGAGCGGAGCCCCGAGGAAUGCCAGGUGCUGAGUGAGAGCGAGGACAUCGUCAGGGAGCUGGAGCGGCGCCGCAAGCGGCGCGAGCGGCUGCGGCGGAGGCAGGAGGAGGUGUGCGAUGAGCCGGACGAGCUGAAGAGGAAGGUGGCCGAGCUGGCAGCAGCCGUGCGGAGCGCCAGGCACCUCGUCAUCUACACGGGCGCUGGGAUCAGCACGGCGGCUUCGAUCCCAGACUACAGAGGCCCCAAUGGCAUUUGGACACUGCUGCAGAAGGGCAGGAGCAUCAGGGCUGCAGACCUGAGUGAGGCAGAGCCUACACUCACUCAUAUGAGCAUUGCCUGCCUGCACAAGCACAAUCUGGUGCAGCAUGUGGUGUCUCAGAAUUGUGAUGGGCUGCACCUGCGGAGCGGGUUACCCCGAGCUGCAAUAUCUGAGCUCCAUGGGAACAUGUACAUAGAGGUCUGCACUUCCUGCACACCCAACAGAGAGUACGUGCGAGUGUUCGAUGUGACGGAGCGCACAGCCCUGCACAGGCACCACACGGGCAGGAUGUGCCACAAGUGUGGGGCACAGCUGAGAGAUACAAUCGUCCACUUUGGGGAGAAGGGGACAUUGAGACAGCCCCUGAACUGGGAAGCAGCAACAGAAGCUGCAAGCAAAGCAGAUGUGAUUCUUUGUCUGGGUUCCAGCUUAAAGGUUUUGAAAAAAUACCCAAGGCUCUGGUGCAUGAGCAAGCCCCCCACACGCCGGCCCAAGCUGUAUAUUGUGAACCUGCAGUGGACCCCCAAGGACGACCUGGCCGCCCUGAAGCUGCACGGCCGCUGCGAUGACGUGAUGCGGCUGCUGAUGGCGGAGCUGGGGCUGGAAAUCCCGCGUUACGACCGGGCCAGGGACCCCAUCUUCGCACUGGCCGAGCCGCUGCGGCCCGGGGAGGAGGGCACGCACUCGCGGAAACCGGUGGCGCCGCCGCGGGAGCGGGAGCGGGAGGAGCCGCGCGAGCAGGAGCCGCCCCGGGAGCGGGCGGAGGCGGCGGGCGGGCGGCCCGGGGGGUGGCUGGGCCGCGGCUGCGCCAAGGGCGGGCGGCGCAGGAAGAGCCGCUGA